Acytostelium subglobosum LB1 is the source of this 3933-nucleotide messenger RNA. RefSeq lists its product as hypothetical. The transcript is spliced from 2 exons. The coding region runs from base 1 to 3933 and encodes 1310 amino acids. The record is from RefSeq and is a predicted model, not a curated record. Lineage: Eukaryota; Evosea; Eumycetozoa; Acytosteliales; Acytosteliaceae. Gene Ontology annotation, molecular function: protein binding.
AUGUCCAACGAUAACAACAUCGCUAUUGUGACACCAUCAACAACAACAACAACAUCAACAACAUCAUCAUCUGGUGAAGGAGUUGUUGAUACCUCUCAACAACAACAACUAAUACUUGGUAAUGGUAAUGAACCAGCCAAUCACUUGAACUCUCAAGUGUCCAUUGAUGAUCAGAAUAAUAUUGAACUGGUCUAUUCAUUCUGGUUUGGCAAGACAUCCACUUGGUCCAAAAGAUACAAUGGAAAGACCAAGCUUUGGUUCGGUCGAAGACGUGCACUCGACAAGGGUAGAUUCGAACAACUGCUUCAAGAGGCAGCUGCAUCAAUCGACCAGUCCAAUAACAACAACAACAACAACAACAACAACAACAACAACAACGCCAUAGUGGAUGGCAUCUUUGAUCGUUGGUCAUCAUUCCAACGAGGCAGGAUCGCACUGUUGUUGCUGUUUGAUCAAUUCCCUCGAGCAAUGUAUCGUGGAUCAGCUGACAUGUUCAAGUAUGACGAUGUUGCAUUGCGUCUAUCACUGGACAUACUUGACAAUCCGACCAACCAAGAUCAUGCCUCUAUGUACUCAUUGCCAGAGCGUAUCUUUAUCUACCUCCCUCUGGAGCACUCUGAGAACUUGGAGCUUGUCACGAGGGCACAUCAGUUGAUGGAAUCUAUGGCCAGUGACUCACUGUUUCCCGCGCAACUCAAGUACUACAAAAGGUUCGCGCAAUCUGCCCGCGACCAUCUCGAGACCAUCCAGAGAUUCGGUCGAUAUCCCCACCGCAACUUCCUACUCAAGCGUCAGUCGACCGAUGAGGAGCAGGCCUACCUCACAUGGGCCAAGAACAACUCUUCACAAUCCGCCCACGAGCCAUCGAACGGUGAUCACGAGGAGAUCCAGUUGCGUCCUCCCGUGACCAUGGAGAAUCAAUUCAAGCCCAAGAGAAAGUUCAUCAACACCAUCAACAUUGCCCCUCCCAUCAAUGAGAAGCCAAAGUUGAAGUUGGUACUCUUACACAGUUUCCGACAGAAUGGAUCAAUAUUAAAGAGAUCCACCAAGAAACUUGCUGCAAUGUUAUCGGAUAUCGCAACGAUCUACUAUGCCAACGCUCCAUUGUCCUACAGCCCUAGUGGUGAUAAUAGGACAGCUUUGUUGACGGCAUUUGGUGAGCUGCCACAGACUGGACAUCAACGUCAAUGGUGGAACGCAUCCAAGGACAACAAGGUCUAUCAACACCUUGAUGCUUCGGUACAUUACCUGACUCAGUUGUCCAAGACAGAGGGUCCAUUCGAUGGAAUCAUUGGUUUCUCCCAGGGUGCCGCCUUUACCGGCAUCCUCGCAGCGUUGCAACAACAGAACCAACUGCUGUUUAAUUUUAAGUUUGCCAUCUUGAUCUCGGGAUUCACCUCGAGAGCAGAGGCACACCAGCCAAUGAUGCAACCUUCAUUCGUUCGCGGACUGCCCACCCUGUCGAUACUUGGAACUAGCGAUGACCUAGUGGACAAUGAUAGGACUAGACAGUUGGCUGCACUGUUUGAGGGUGGUCGACUGGUACAACACGAUGGUGGUCACUUUACACCAAACAGGUGGCCCAAUCAAGAGAUCAAGGAGUUUGUCAGUGAACAACAAUCACUAAUAGUUAAUGGAGGCACUGAUGUUGCUGUUGAUGAUGCGAUUGGAAAGGAAGACUCAAACAUCCCAGAUCCAUUACAAGAACUUGCAACGUUUGAUGAGAAGAUGGAGCAGUCAUUACGAAUCAACCGAACACGUCUAGUGACCAACUACAACAAUGGCAAGACACUUGAUGAGAGGUUCGCCAUCACAUUGCAUGGACUCACUGCAGAGACUAGAAGUGCGUUGGUCAAUGAGGAGGAGUUCAAAUCACUCUUGGACAGCAAUCCACCUUCAUUGGACAGACAAUCAAUUGCCAAUGACUCGAUUGUCAAGCUUCAUGCAUGCCUCUCAUCUUUUGAUGAUCUGUUGGUGAUACUGUGGUCGACAAGACUCAACUUUAAACAGGACGAACCUCGUGACUACCCACUGUUCUACCAUUUGUGGCUCAAUCUCUACCUUGCACAUCCUACCAAGCUCCUGACCAACCUUGACGCCUUCCCCAAGCUAGCUACAUGGCGUGACUUGACCACUCUUGCCUACUAUGGAAACAAGAUGGCGCAACAACUUCAGUCAACCUCAACAGACAUGGACAACAACAACAACAACACACGCAUCACUCUUUUGAAACAGUUGAGACAGGUGGUCAUUGAGAUGUUCACCAAACAGUUGAUGUCCGACUACAAGAUUAUCGACGUUGAGAACUCUGACGACACUAUCGAGGAUGAUGAGAACAACUCUGACCAACUACUCAGGUGGCCAUCCAACUGUGCUCUUGACGCACCCAGACUGGGAGGUGGUCGAAAGGGCUACUCGUCACUGCUGGCCAAGGACAUUGCCAGGUUUAUGUCACCAAUCCCUCCCACACCCAAGGAUGCCAACGAUAAGCAAAUAGGCAUUGCCAAAGGACUCUGCUACGAGAACUAUCGAAAGAUUGUUGCCAGGUUGUCCAACCUUCUCAGGAGCACCUAUCCAAGCACUGUCGACUAUAGCGUCCAGAGAUCGGAUCGUGAGGCCUUCAAAAAGGGCGCCGGUGCUAUGGGUAUCUCGCCAGAGAACAGGAGAAAGAUGAUUGACGCUGCACCUUCCAACUAUGUUUUGAACCCUGAGCCUGAGCCUGUGUUCCCAUGCCCACUUGAGGAGCUGGACCCACUGCUCGAGUUUAUGAAGGCCGACAAGCCCCUGUCCGAUGAUUCUUUGAUCAGAUUCACCAGAGGCACCUGCAUGCCUGACGGCAGACUAGACCUGUGCAAACAGGUUGUUGGCCCUGAGGGCAUCAAACCAUUACUUGGUGCCAUGAAGAAGCAUAGCACAAUCAAGCGACUACUGCUUGGCAACAACAUUGUUGGUAACGGUGGUGCAGAGGCCAUCGCCGACUACAUUCUCAACAAUCCAGACUCAAAGAUUGACACUUGGUACAUUGCGGGCAACAACUUUGACGAGGAGGGAAUCACCCACAUUGCUGCCGCCCUAGCCAACGACACCAAAGUAAAGGCACUCUGGCUCAAGAGGAAUCCUCUGCUGAGCGCAGGUGUGAGACCACUGGCAAGAAUGCUCGAGACCAACUGCUUCCUUCAAGUGUUGGACUUGCUCAACUGUGGAGUGCUGGAUGAGGGUGUCGCCACAAUCUUUGCUGCACUCAAGAACAACAAGACUCUCAAGCAUCUCUACAUUGACACCAAUGGACUGACUGUGGCCAGUGCAGUGACUGUGGGUAACCAUCUUGCCACUGGCAACAACCACCUGGAGACACUCUACUUGAGCUGCAAUCAAUUGGGAGACGCUGGAGCUGCCGAGAUUGCCAAAGGUCUAAACACGGACAAGACACUUGUGCGAUUGGGUCUGUCGUCCAAUUGUAUUGGACCGGCUGGAGCAAGGGCAUUGGUGGAAGCAAUCAUCCCUCAUCCAUCACUCCUGUUCCUCAACCUUGGCUACACCAAAGCAACCUUUGUCAUGGGUGCUCUGAACAAUGUGCUAGAGGACGAGGGUGCCGCCGAGAUAUCCCGUCUGAUCCGCUCGAGCAAGGUGAUCAGGAGCAUUGACCUGACUAAUAAUGGCAUCUCCCAGAAGGGUGUUACGAUGCUUCGUGAGGCACUGAGAGAGAACAAACAACUCACAUCUCUCAAUCUAAUGCAGUUCAACAUGGUGCACAAUGAGGUGGCCAGAGAGAGCAUCGACUCUAUGCUCGCCAAGAACAGGUUACUCUGGGGCAAAGAGAAGUUGGCCGGUGCAGAUGAACACAGCUGGAUGAAGGUUGGUGAUGAAAUGGCCGAAGAAGUAAGACAGCCACAACAUGUACAAGAGAUCCUAUCAGUCUACAGAACUAAAUAA